Callithrix jacchus (white-tufted-ear marmoset) is the source of this 6772-nucleotide messenger RNA. It is a transcript of the gene ENPP1, whose product is annotated as ectonucleotide pyrophosphatase/phosphodiesterase 1. Gene Ontology annotation, biological process: nucleoside triphosphate catabolic process; inorganic diphosphate transport; ATP metabolic process. Lineage: Eukaryota; Metazoa; Chordata; Mammalia; Primates; Cebidae. Gene Ontology annotation, cellular component: cell surface. Gene Ontology annotation, molecular function: metal ion binding; scavenger receptor activity; dinucleotide phosphatase activity. The record is from RefSeq and is a predicted model, not a curated record.
GGCGGGGCCGGAGCGCCCGGGGCCACGAUGGAGCGCGACGGCUGCGCGGGAGGUGGGAGCCGCGGUGGCGAGGGCAGGCGCGCUCCCUGGGAGGGCCCCGCGGGGAACGGCCGCGAUCCGGGCCGCAGCGACGCCGCCGAGGCGCCCAGGGACCCGCAAGCGGCCGCGUCCUUGCUGGCCCCCAUGGACGUGGGGGAGGAGCCGCUGGAGAAGGCGGUGCGCGCCCGCACGGCCAAGGACCCCAACACCUAUAAAGUGCUCUCGCUGGUAUUGUCAGUAUGUGUGUUAACAACAAUACUUGGUUGUAUAUUUGGGCUGAAACCAAGCUGUGCCAAAGAAGUUAAAAGUUGCAAAGGUCGCUGUUUUGAAAGAACAUUUGGGAACUGUCGCUGUGAUGCUGCCUGUGUUGAGCUUGGAAACUGCUGUUUAGAUUACCAGGAGACGUGUAUAGAACCAGAACAUAUAUGGACUUGCAACAAAUUCAGGUGUGGUGAGAAAAGGUUGACCAGAAGCCUCUGUGCCUGUUCAGAUGACUGCAAGGACCAGGGGGACUGCUGCAUCAACUACAGUUCUAUGUGUCAAGGUGAGAAAAGUUGGGUAGAAGAACCAUGUGAGAACAUUAAUGAGCCACAGUGCCCAGAAGGGUUUGAAAUGCCUCCUACUCUCUUAUUUUCUUUGGAUGGAUUCAGGGCAGAAUAUUUACACACUUGGGGUGGACUUCUUCCUGUUAUUAGCAAACUAAAAAAGUGUGGAACGUAUACUAAAAACAUGAGACCGGUAUAUCCAACAAAAACGUUUCCCAAUCACUACAGCAUUGUCACCGGAUUGUAUCCAGAAUCUCAUGGCAUAAUUGACAAUAAAAUGUAUGAUCCCAAAAUGAAUGCUUCCUUUUCACUUAAAAGUAAAGAGAAAUUUAAUCCUGAGUGGUACAAAGGAGAACCGAUUUGGCUCACUGCUAAGUAUCAAGGCCUCAAGUCUGGCACAUUUUUCUGGCCAGGAUCAGAUGUGGAAAUUAAUGGAAUUUUCCCAGACAUCUAUAAAAUGUAUAAUGGUUCAAUACCAUUUGAAGAAAGGAUUGUAGCUGUUCUUCAGUGGUUACAGCUUCCUAAAGAUGAAAGACCACACUUUUACACUCUGUAUUUAGAAGAACCAGAUUCUUCAGGUCAUUCAUAUGGACCAGUCAGCAGUGAAGUCAUCAAAGCCUUGCAGAGGGUUGACAGCAUGGUUGGUAUGCUGAUGGAUGGUCUGAAAGAGCUGAACUUGCACAGAUGCCUGAACCUCAUCCUUAUUUCGGAUCAUGGCAUGGAACAAGGCAGUUGUAAGAAAUACAUAUAUCUGAAUAAAUAUUUGGGGGAUGUUAAAAAUAUUAAAGUUAUCUAUGGACCUGCAGCUCGAUUGAGACCCUCUGAUGUCCCAGAUAAAUACUUUUCAUUUAACUAUGAAGCCAUCGCUCGAAAUCUUUCUUGCCGGGAACCAAACCAGCACUUCAAACCUUACCUGAAGCAUUUCUUACCUAAGCGUUUGCACUUUGCCAAGAAUGAUAGAAUUGAGCCCUUGACAUUCUAUUUGGACCCUCAGUGGCAACUUGCAUUGAAUCCCUCAGAAAGGAAAUAUUGUGGAAGUGGAUUUCAUGGCUCUGACAAUACAUUUUCAAAUAUGCAGGCCCUCUUUAUUGGCUAUGGACCCGGAUUCAAGCAUGGCACUGAGGUUGACACCUUUGAAAACAUUGAAGUCUAUAACUUAAUGUGUGAUUUACUGAAUUUGACACCAGCUCCUAACAACGGAACUCAUGGAAGUCUUAACCACCUUCUAAAGAAUCCUGUUUAUACCCCAAAGCAUCCCAAAGAAGUUCAUCCCUUGGUACAGUGCCCCUUCACAAGAAACCCCAGAGAUAACCUUGGCUGCUCAUGUAAGCCUUCGAUUUUGCCAAUUGAGGAUUUUCAGACACAGUUUAAUCUGACUGCAGCAGAAGAGAAGAUUAUUAAGCAUGAAACUUUACCCUAUGGAAGACCCAGAGUUCUCCAGAAGAAAAACACCAUCUGUCUUCUUUCCCAGCACCAGUUUAUGAGCGGAUACAGCCAAGACAUCUUAAUGCCCCUUUGGACAUCCUAUACUGUGGACAGAAAUGACAGUUUCUCUACAGAAGAUUUUUCUAACUGUCUCUACCAGGACUUUAGAAUUUCUCUUAGUCCUGUCCAUAAAUGUUCAUUUUAUAGAAAUAACACCAAAGUGAGUUACGGGUUCCUCUCCCCACCACAACUAAAUAAAAAUUCAAGUGGAAUAUAUUCUGAAGCUUUGCUUACUACAAAUAUAGUGCCAAUGUACCAGAGUUUUCAAGUUAUAUGGCGCUACUUUCACGACACCCUACUGCGAAAGUAUGCUGAAGAAAGAAAUGGUGUCAAUGUCGUCAGUGGUCCUGUGUUUGACUUUGAUUAUGAUGGACAUUAUGAUCCUUCAGAGAUUCUGAGGCAAAAAAGAAGAGUCAUCCGUAAUCAAGAAAUUUUGAUUCCAACUCACUUCUUUAUUGUGCUAACAAGCUGUAAAGAUCCAUCUCAGACUCCUUUGCACUGUGAAAACUUAGACACCUUAGCAUUCAUUUUGCCUCACAGGUCUGAUAACAGUGAGAGCUGCGUGCAUGGGAAGCAUGAAUCCUCAUGGGUUGAAGAGUUGUUAAUGUUACACAGAGCACGAAUCACAGAUGUUGAGCACAUCACUGGACUCAGCUUCUAUCAACAAAGAAAAGAGCCAGUUUCAGACAUUUUAAAGCUGAAAACACAUUUGCUAACCUUUAGCCAAGAAGACUGAUAUUUUUUUAAUUCCCAAACCCCAUAAAUCUUUUUGAGAGAACCUUAUAUUUUAUACAGUACUCUAUCUACACUAUUGCAUUGUUCAGAAACUAUCGACCAGAGUUAGAACGGAGCCCUCGGUGAUACGGACAUCUCAGGGAAACUUGCCUACUCAGCACAGCAGUGAGAGAGUGUUCCUGUUGAAUCUUGCACAUAUUUGAAUGUGUAAGCAUUGUAUACAUUGAUCAAGUUUGGGGGAAUAAAAACAGACCACACCUAAAACUGCCUUUUUGCUUCUCUGAAGGGAGAAGUAGCUGUGAACAUUGUCUGGUUACCAGAUAUUUGAAUCUUACUGUCGGUAAUAAACCUUGAUGUAUUGGGCAAACAGUAGAUUUGUCGGUAGGAUUGGGGUAGCCCAUGUCACGUGACUAUCUUUAUGAGAAUUUUAAAGUGGUCAGGAUUUCUUUUAACUUGGAAUUUCAUUUCUUUUCAUUUUAAUAAAAAAAAAAAAAUUAACAGAAGCCAAAAUACUUCUGAGACACUCUUUCAAUCUUUGCUGUAUAUCCCCUCCAAAGCCAAAUUAUUAAUCUUGGGUUUUUGUUUUUCCUUUUUUAAUUUUUUUGAUUGGAUUUUUUUAGAUUUAAGGAUUCAAAUAACUUCAACUUUGAGGAAAGUUGAACUUAUAGUCAAAGAUCUUUGACUCUACAUACCUAUUAUAAAAUCUUACUCUGUAUUAAAAUUAUAUAUAUUACCAUCUUGCUUACUGGUAAUUAACAGGUUUAAAAUGGCUUUAAAUGUGGCCCUUUAGACUUCUAAAAUUGUAUCUUAUCUUGGCAAAACUUCAGAGCACCGGUCAAUACAUGCAAGGUGCCAUUUUUUACUGAGAUGGUGGGAGUGUUUCUCUCUGUGCACAAGACUUACUCUAGCAGCAGCAGAGCUGUUCUCUUUUGAGCGGUUGAUUUUGAAGUUCCAUAGAUUAAAGAGAACAUGUCACCAAUCACCUCACAUCUUGGUGGACAUGACAAAUGACACAAUGACCUUGAUUACUACCUUGAUUGUACCUUUUUGUCCCUACCUGUGAACCGUCUAAGAUUUCGUUAACUCUUAGGCUACCUAGGUCCAAUUUAGGUAUAAUAUUAGUACACCAAAGAUUUUUAUAUGUUCUUCGUAUGACCAUUCUUCAACAACCUAAAGGCCAGCUGCAAAGACCUUUGAAAAAUACAGUUUGCAACUGAAAAUUAUGUAAUAAUUUAGGAAGUUUCUCUUUUUAGUCCUGCAGUUUCCUCAGGCUCUGUAUAUUUUUUUUGGUCUGUUUUCUCUGCUGUUCAGAUUAGGUAAUUUCUGUUCUUCUGUCUUAAAGCUCACUAAUUCUUUCUUCUGUUUAAUCUGUUCUGCUAUUGAGCCCAUUUAUUCCUGUUUUUAUAUCUUAGUUAUUGUAUGUUUUAUUUCUAAAAUUUCCAUUUGGUUUUUCUUUCUAUCUUCUAUUUGCUGAGACUUUCUGUGUCUUUGUUGAGACUUUCUAUGUUUUUAUUUGUUUCAAGUGUGUUUGUACGUGCUUGUUGAGGCAUUUUUAUGAUGGCUGCUGUAAAAUCCUUAUCAGAUAAUUUCAACAUCUGUCACCUCAUUGUUUGCGUCUGCUGAUGGUCUUUUUUCCUUCUGAAAGAUUUGCCAGUUUCUUGGUGUGUGGAAUAAUCUUUGAUUGAAACCUGGAUAUUUUUAAGUAUUAUGUUAUGAAAUUGUAGAUCUUAUGUAAAUCUUCUGCUUUAGUCAAGUUUCUCUGAUACCACCACAGCAGGGGAAUCGGGAGCACUGCCUCAUUAUUACCAGGUGUGACUUGGAGUCCAGGUUCCCUUCUCAGCCUCCCUUGACACUUGGAGUGACAGGGUCCCCUUGUUACUGCUGGGCAAGGUGAGAAUUCAGUUUCCCAUUAGGCCUCUAUUGAUUCCUCCCUGGCAGGGAUGUGCGGGGCACCAUUUGCUGCACCCUGGGAAUCUCUACGGAUGCUGUGGGACAAGAGUGACCAGGAAGGGCUUUAUUACACCAGGUGGGAAUGAAAUUCCCAGUGGCCUAUACAGGUUUCUCCAGCACCACUGUGGUAAAAGAGUUGGGACACCUCUUUACAGCUUGGUGAGAGUGUAGGUCUAGGCUCCUCACUCGGCCUUUCCUGGUAUGGGUGGGGCCGUGUUUUUUCCAUGGUGUUUGGUUGGAGUAGAGCCGUCUUUACUCUUGCUUGGCUACCCUUUCUGGUCCUUUGGCAGGAGAAAGAGCACGGGACUCUUUUAGGGCUUUUCUUUCCCCUGCAUUUGUUGACAUUUCCAGGUUGCUGACUUUUUCAGCUCCAAGUUGGAAAUAUUUGAGCUGAAAAGAAAAUGCAGGGAACUCAUCACAGUGUUGUUCCUUGGGCCCCAAUGUUCCUAGCCUGUCUAUUUUAUCUCUACUGUUAAGAGUUUUGCUGUGUUUUAUUAUAAUAUCCAGGAUUUUUAUAUUCAUUUAGCAGAAGGAUAUCUACUCUGUCCUUGUAGAAGUGUCUCAUUGAUUUUUAUAUAUUCUUCCAGCACACAAACAUACACAAUUUAACUCAAAGCAUCUUAGCAGAGCUUAAUUAAAUGGAUAGAUGCCUGUUCCUUUGCUGGACAUCAAGAAUACAGAAAAGAACAAGUGACAAUUUUCACUGUCUUAGGGAGAAGAGGCAGCAGAAGUGUGAAUGAUCCCUAAAGAGUGAUAGAUGUGACCGUGAAGCCACAGGAAGGGUGUCAGGCAGCACACAAGAGACAUUGGAUGCCUCUUGGUUGUCGAGGUAGUGGCUUCCCAGCCUUGGGGCUAAGACUUGAAGGGCGAAUUGGAGUUUUUCAGAUGAGCAAGGCAAAGAAGGGACCUUCUAAUAUUCCUUGGAUGGAUACAUUUUUAAUAUUUUCCCAUCUGUAGCUACCUAUAUUUUCUACAAGUGUCACUGUGACCAACUUAUGUACAAAUAGUUUUACUUGCUUUGUUAUAAUAAGCGAUUCUUAAAGAAAAUGUCAAACUCUACAUUCUAUGCUGACUCUUAAGGAAGAGUCACAUCUGCUCCUACUUAGCUUUUUUUUUGUGGUUUUUACACAGUAUUCUUUUUUUCUUUUCUUGUCUUGAAAGAGACGACUCCUUUUGCCAUUUUAAUCAAUUUAAAUCUGUGGUUUUUUAAAUCAGUUUAAAUCUGAUAAAAUGGUAAAUGUGACUGAUCUCUACUCCCCCAGUCUGAAUGGUAAAUGAGAAUUCCCAUUUACCAUUUACCAUUCAAAGUAGGAUAAAUUCCCAUUUACCAUUCAAAGUGGGAUAAAUGUCUUUAUCCUACUUUCUUCAAUAAAGGCUGUUCUUUGCUUUUUAAAUGCAAAGUAAGACCUUAAUUUAUCCUGAAUUUUACUGCCAUGCUUCAAGUCAGUACUUCUUAAGUGAGGUAAGUAACCUCCAUAGAAAAUUUCCAUCAGUUCAUUCAUGAAAGAACAAAGAACCUGGCAGAAUGUAAAAAUAUUUCCAAGAAUCAGAGAAAGAGGACAAACCUUAGGGAGAAGAAGGCAGAUGCUCAUGUUCCAGCAGGGAAGUAGCUGCGUAGACUACAAGGACUGUUAGGCCAGUUGGCCAGUCCUGUUUAAGGAGACAAGCUGGGUAUGGAACAGGGACCACCCUGUCCCUGGGAAAGGUCAUUACCCCCUUCACUUUUCUUCUGUCAUUACCCACAAUCACUGUCCUCCUUUGCACUAUGGUGGAUGUCUACUUGUCAUAUGAAUGGGCAUUUGAACUUUGAAACUGAAUGUGGUGAUUGCACUUCAUGCUGAAGCUUAUCACAGGGUGCUUUCAUAAGCAUUAAGUAAAAUUUUAUAAUGGCUGCAGUCCAAGGACAUUUCCCUGGUUUUUGGCCAGUCUAAAUAUUGUACGAGAGAAAAAAAGUAUACAGAAUAGAGUUGUCUCUAAGGUAAGAAAUGUGGAUGUUGAAAUAAAACAUAUAUACAGAA